CAGUUUCUCUCCCACUGUUGGCGAAGCUCACGUUCAAUGCAGAUGGUAACCGGUGUUAUAAGAGCCUUUCGAUAGCAUAGAUUGUUCGCGAGUUUUGUUUUGAUCCCACGUUAUUACUCGCCACAAUUCCAGAGCACAACUCGUUGGCGCUCACGUUCCCACUACGGCGCGAUGACGACGACGGCCACGACAAUGGGCUCGGCAUUCGCACAGUCGUAGUAGAGCUCUUGCUCAAAUUCAGACCUUAAAGACAUGAGCAGUGAAUGGUACCUCUACCACCUCUAGUGCCAACAACAGUUUCUCUUUCACUUUCAUUAUUAGCUUGAAAUGUCAGCUGUGCAAUGAUUAGGUGCAAGAACAGAUCGAUUAAUUGAUUCAUUCAACGGAUAAAUUGUUUAAGGAAUAUGUGAGUUUAAUUAUAGAAAGGAGCUUCGUUGUGCAGUAGAAGGAAUUGAAUACGGAAUUGUGUAUCAGGGAAGGAAGAGAGCUUGGAGCAGUGUGAUAGCUAAAUCUACUUUCACAACAGACCACGCAGUGUAGCUGCGACAAUACAUCGAAAUAUCCGCAUCUAGAAAGGCAUUGCAGCGGAGCAUAUAAAACCGACCACAGAAUGGGUCUCAUAGUUAAAAUAUUACGUAAUAUGAAAAUACCCCGCUGGUCCACCCUCCUCCCGGUAUUGAUUUAUCUGAUUUUUAUUACCUGUAUAUUGAUGGUCGCAUUUCCUGCCAAAUCGAGCAACAUAACGACGGAGCAGAAGAGAGGAAAUGGAGAUGCAGAAGAGAAUGGCGCCGAUUCAAAUUCUGUGAUAUACAACGUGGACAAGAAUGCCAUGCAACAACUAACUAACGCUUUCAACAAGGCCGAUACCAAUAAAGACAAACAUUUGAACCUGCAAGAGCUUGCCAAAUACAUUAACUUUAAAAUAAGGGACCACAUAGACGAUGCCAUCCGUACAAAUCCAACCACUUUCGUUGAAAUCGAUCAAAAACCACGCGACGGACUAGUCAGCUGGGACGAGUACCAAUCCCAUUCACUCCGGGAAAAAGGAAUAGCCGAAAGUUAUAUGAAGAAAAGCCUUUUCGACACCCUGGAUCGGAAGGUAAGAGAAUCCAUCGCCAGGGACAAAGCCCUCUGGAUGGAAGCAGCGCGAACCGAUCCGAUGAGUCUCACACUGGAUGAGUUCCUUUCAUUCCGGCACCCCGAAUCCAGCACGGUUAACCUGCUUAACCUGGUGGACGACAUUCUGCGGCAGUUCGAUAUUGACGGAGACGAUAAACUGACCGUUGCCGAAUUCUCCGACGUCCUUCCCAAUGGGGUGGCAGAUCCUAGCAGUAAGAAGAUAAUCCUUUCGCAAACAGAGAAAGAACGCAAGGAGGAAUUCACAAAAAUAAUCGACAAAAACAAGGACGGCAAGGCUGAUCGAGGGGAGCUGCUAUCCUAUGUGGAUCCACGCCACCCCAGAUAUGCCAUCCAAGAAGCGUCGGCGUUGUUCACGCUUGCGGAUAAGAACGGUGAUCGUAAACUGACGCUUCAUGAGAUCAUUGCAAAAUCAUCGAUAUUUAUUUCGUCUAAAAUGAUCAAUACUGCUGACAGUUUCCAUGAUGAAUUUUAAUCUAAGUGAUAUGUAGAAACCGAAUGUGAUAGACAGAUAUGUUGCAAAAGCGUUGUACAUGGCAAUACUACAGUAAAUAAUAAAGUGUGUAGAGCACAAACUUUCAA
Molecule: messenger RNA, 1719 nt
Organism: Armigeres subalbatus
Lineage: Eukaryota; Metazoa; Arthropoda; Insecta; Diptera; Culicidae
Gene: myd
Product: 45 kDa calcium-binding protein
Exons: 3
Coding region: 611-1612 (333 amino acids)
Biological process (GO): calcium-ion regulated exocytosis
Cellular component (GO): endoplasmic reticulum
Molecular function (GO): calcium ion binding
Source: RefSeq, a predicted model, not a curated record